Molecule: messenger RNA, 3581 nt
Organism: Erigeron canadensis
Lineage: Eukaryota; Viridiplantae; Streptophyta; Magnoliopsida; Asterales; Asteraceae
Product: C2 and GRAM domain-containing protein At1g03370
Exons: 9
Coding region: 16-3153 (1045 amino acids)
Source: RefSeq, a predicted model, not a curated record
AUAUAUAAUUUUGAUAUGAAAUUAUUAGUACGUGUAAUUGAAGCCAAAAACUUGCCUAUAAUUGAUCAAAAUAAUGGAUCAAUUGAUUCAUAUGUUAAAUUAAAAGUUGGAAAUCAAAGACAUAAAACAAAAGUUGUUAAAAAAUGUUUGAAUCCAUCUUGGUGUGAAGAAUUUAGUUUUAGAAUUGAAGAUUUAAAUAAACAACUUAUUGUUAGUUUAUUAAAUGAAGACAAGUUUUUUAAUGAUGAUCUUAUUGGUAGUGUUAAAAUCCCUAUUUCGACAGUUUUCGAUACUGUGGAUAAAUCUUUAGGUACUUCUUGGUAUUCGUUGCAGCCGAAAAAGAAAUCAAAGAUUAAAGAUUGUGGUGAAGUUCUUCUGACAGUAAGUUUUGCGCAAAAUAACCCUCAAUCGGAUAUACAAUCUCAAAUUGAGAAUGGGUCAAUGUCGCCAGCGAGAUCUUCGACUAGUUCAAGAAUGUCGUCUCCGAUGAGGUCAGAGGAACUUCUAGCUCCAAUAAAGGAGGAAAAAACUAGUAAAGAAAAAAUUUCAAGUCUACUUUCACAUAUAUUUAAUAGAAGUAAUGAGUUAGUACCGCCUGCUGCAAAUAAUAAAAUCACCGAGAUACCAGAGGCCACUGAAACCGAUGAUUCAGAGGUAUCUGAGGACAAAAGUGAAGAACAGCAGCCGUCGUCAUCUCUAAAUUUUAAAGAACUUUUGAAAAAGUUGGAGGAGAAAGAUGAAGGUGGUGAAAUGCCUGCAAAUUUGCCUGGAGGGAUAGUGUUGGAUCAGGUUUAUACAGUUUCAACAUCUGAGUUGAACUCAUUUAUCUUUUCAUCUGAUUCAAAUUAUCUGAAUCUGUUAGCAGAGGUUCAGAAAAAUUCAGAGUUGCAAGUGGGACCAUGGAAAUUCGACACUGAAAGUGGGAGUUUAAAAAGAGUGUUUACAUAUGUUAAAGCACCAUCUAGGCUAAUUAAGGCUUUAAAAGCAAUUGAAGAGCAAACAUAUCUAAAAGCUGACGGGAAAUCUUUUGCAGUUUUAGCAAGUGUAAACACGCCAGAUGCUCCAUAUGCAAGUAACUACAGGGUUGAAAUUCAAACCUCCAUAUCACCUGGUCCUGAGUUACCAACAGGAGAAGAAUCUUCCCAUAUGGUGGUCUCGUGGCGAAUGAAUUUUUUGCAUAAUACAAUGAUGAAGGGUAUGAUAGAAGGUGGGGCCCGCCAAGGUGUGAGGGAAAGUUUUGAGCAAGUAGCAGGUUUAUUAGCUGAAAAGUUUAAGGUGGUUGAUCUUAAAGAUAUUGGUUCAGAAAAAGAUCAGGUGUUGGCUUCUUUACAAGUGGAAAAACAGUCAGAUUGGAAGCUCGCAGUUCAGUAUUUUGCUAAUUUCACUGUGAUUUCUACCUUUUUCAUGGGAUUGUAUGUGAUAGUGCACCUCUUUCUGGCCAUGCCUAGCACUGUUCAGGGGCUUGAAUUUGGUGGGCUGGAUUUGCCAGAUUCGAUUGGAGAAGUCGUUGUGUGUGGGGUGUUGGUUCUUCAAGGGGAAAGGGUUUUGAAUCUGAUAUCACGGUUUAUGCAAGCCCGAGGGCAAAAAGGUGGUGGUGAUCAUGGAAUAAAAGCAACGGGAGAUGGAUGGUUGCUAACUGUUGCAUUGGUUGAGGGAAGCAAUUUACCAACCAUUGAUUCCACUGGGCUAUCUGAUCCAUAUGUGGUUUUUACCUGCAACGGAAAAACGAGAACAAGCUCAAUUAAGUUCCAAAAGUCUGAUCCUCGAUGGAAUGAAAUCUUUGAAUUUGAUGCUAUGGAUGACCCGCCAUCUACAUUGGAUGUUGAAGUGUAUAAUUUUGAUGGACCUUUUGAUGAAGCUGUAUGUUUGGGAAGUACGCAAAUUAAUUUUGUAAAAAGUAAUAUAACUGAUUUAGGUGAUGUGUGGAUUCCACUACAAGGGAAGUUAGCACAAGCUUGUCAAUCUAAAUUGCAUUUAAGGAUAUUUCUGAAUAAUACAAGAGGUAGCAAUAUUGUUAAAGAAUAUUUGACCAAGAUGGAAAAGGAGGUGGGAAAGAAGAUAAAACUACGUUCUCCCCAAACAAAUUCAGCAUUUCAGAAGCUCUUUAAGCUUCCACCAGAGGAAUUUCUAAUUAAUGACUUUACUUGUCAUUUGAAGCGCAAAAUGCCCCUCCAGGGUCGUUUGUUUCUGUCAGCCAGAAUAAUAGGGUUUCAUGGAGAUAUAUUUGGACACAAGACAAAUUUCUUUUUCCUGUGGGAGGAUAUAGAAGAUAUUCAAGUGGUUCCUCCUACCCUGUCAUCAAUGGGCAGUCCAAUUGUGGUCAUAACAUUACAUCCGGGCAGAGGUUUGGAUGCAAAGCACGGGGCAAAGACUCAAGAUGCAGAAGGCAGGCUCAAGUUUCAUUUCCAGUCAUUUGUGUCUUUCAGCGUUGCACACAGGACAAUCAUGGCUCUGUGGAGGGCCAGAUCUUUAAGUCCUGAACAGAAGGCAGAAAUAGCUGAAGAAGAAUCAGAUGACAAAAGCUUACAGAUACUUGAAGAAGAAUCAUCAUCCAUUGUAAGUGAUGAUGACAAUGAAAACAGAAGUCUCCAGAGUGAAGAAAGUGGAGCCUUUUUAGGCCUUGGGGAUGUCACCAUGUCUGUUGUUUACUCUUCUGUUCUUUCAGUUCCUUCAAAUUUUGUGAUGGAGCUGUUCAGUGGAAGCGAACUGGAGCGAAGAGCAAUGGAUAGGGCUCAUUGUGUCAAUUAUUCAACAAGCCCAUGGGAGUUAGAAAAGCCAGAUGUAUAUCAAAGACAAACUUAUUACAAGUUUGACGUGAGUGUUUCUCGCUAUGGAGGAGAGGUCACUACAAGUCAACAAAAAUCCCGUCUUCCUGAUCGAAGUGGUUGGCUCGUAGAAGAAGUAACAACGCUGCAUGGUGUCCCCCUUGGCGACUAUUUCACUCUUCAUACAAAGUACCAAAUAGAGGACCAAGGGUCGAGAUCUAUAGUGUGUAAAAUUGUAGUGCAUUUUGGAAUUGCAUGGUUGAAAAGCACCAAACACAAGAAAAAGAUCACCAAAAACAUACAUGCAAAUCUGCAAGAACGUAUGACAAUCAUGUUUAGUACAAUCGAGAGAGAAUAUGUAGCAGGAAAACAACAGAUGCAAACUUAAAAUAGAGAGAGGCUACGACAUCUACCAAGAAGCAUUUUCGACUACACCACAGACUUGAAUUGGCUCUCGGGUAAUGCAACAGAUGACCCAAGAAAUCAAGUGGCGAGAUAAAAGUAUCAUUUUGUAAGUGAAUUUUCUAGCAUAUCUUGGCUUUUUUUACCUAGGAUAUAGCCUUCUUUGUACAGUCAUUUAUGAUAAUAACGCUUUUUGAAAGCUAUAGAUAGUUGUGUACAAGUGUAGGAAGUAGCCUAGACUCGAAUCUCACAUGUACGGAUUAUAGACAUUUUUCACAUUUAUAUACUACAACAGCAACAGAUAGUUAGCUUCAGAUAUAAACACGAAGGUGCAUCUUGGCGUUGACAGUCUGCAGGGACAUCCUUUCAUUAUUGACACUCAAUGUCUCAAUUUAAUGUUUUUGCUUCAGUCCA